Molecule: messenger RNA, 513 nt
Organism: Diprion similis
Lineage: Eukaryota; Metazoa; Arthropoda; Insecta; Hymenoptera; Diprionidae
Gene: MED9
Product: mediator of RNA polymerase II transcription subunit 9
Exons: 3
Coding region: 160-513 (117 amino acids)
Biological process (GO): regulation of transcription by RNA polymerase II
Cellular component (GO): mediator complex
Molecular function (GO): transcription coregulator activity
Source: RefSeq, a predicted model, not a curated record
CAAACUCCUAGGUCAAACCUUCGUCGUAUGCAAGAGACUUUCAACGACUAGUCCGCGUGACGUAGAACGUGUGUGAUAAAUUCAAUUAAACUGAAAACUAAAGAAGAAAAAAUUAGUGUCGAAAAAGCGGAAGAUGCCGAAAAAAACUGCGGUGAAAAUAUGAUGGAAGUUGUUGAGAUCACAGAGGAAGUGCCUGCUCGAAGUCAGUUCACAGUCGACGAUCUAGACAUAGAAAUUCUACCGAUUGUGUACGAAAUAAUCCGAAGCGUAGAAAAAGAUCCCCAUGACAAUACCCAAAAAGCUAAGGAUUCUCAGGACACGAGUCACAAAAUACUAGAAUUACAAAAAAAAUUGGACUCGGCAAGAUCACAGAUUAAAAGAUUGCCUGGAAUAGAAUAUAGCAAAGAGGAGCAAUUACAGAAGCUAGAAACACUUCGUAGGCAGCUCAGAUUGAAGCGAGAACUACUACUCAAGUAUCGUAACAUGUGUACAUUUGACAUACCCAAAGUAUAA